GCAACCAGAUCCAGUUCGAUAUUUCGCCUUUACAAAAAUCAAAACAACUACUUACGCUAGUAGUGGUAAAAACGCAUACAGUAAAAGUUCGAAUGAGCCAACAUGCUGACAAAAAAUCCUCGUAGAGCCAGGCACCUCAGCACAAUUUGUUGUAUCACCUAGUCUUCUACUAGCCCAAAACGAGCCGCAAAAUUCCUUUAUCUCCGAAGUUGUAUUUUUGCCCCAGUGCUACCACGACCACGACUUCUAGACUGCCCCCGCCGAGAAGUAGAACACCUAAUACUAGUGUUCCGCUUUGCAGCGGCGCAAAGUACUACUAUUGUAUUAAACAAGGACCGCUAAAAAUACCGCGGCUUUUCGCGACAGCACAACGACAGCAUUUAUUUAUUCGUAGUACGUUGCAAUUGUUUUUCCCCAUCACAAAUAAAGCCAUGAUCGUGAAAGACGAGUUAUUUUCCGCGGUUCAGGCCCGCGUCCAGACGUCUGCAACGGCCGUACAAGGGACAACAGUGCCAGCAAAGCUCGGAGCGCCAGCAACGGCAGCACAAAACAAGCCAGCAUCAGCAACAGGUUCCGCCGGCGGUGCAGAAGCAGCAGAGAAUGCUGGAGAGCAGGGUAAGAAGAAAAAGGAGAAGGUAGAGAAGGUGAAAAAAGAAAAGCCCGUGUGGGGCGAGGGGAAAAAGAAGGAGAAAAAAGUGGAGGAGGCGGUUAAAGUGCCGUUUGUGAACAAGACGCCAAAAGGUAAAAACACUACUUUUACUACAUAGAAGCAGUAGUUGUAAAGGAACAGCGAAGACCAGCGUCACAGUUGUGUGGUUUGUCUUGGUUUGGCGGCCCUACUAGCAGUUGUGCAGCUUAUGCUUGUUUUUGAUGCGUAGUUCUCGGAAAAAUAAAUCUGCUGCCACGCUUUUCGUCGUGCAAAAAAACUUGAUAUCCAUGGCAUGGAAAAAUGAUUCAUCUAGGUGAGAAGAAAUCCUUCGCGGAGCCGAUGGCCAACGCCUACGAGCCCACCGCGGUAGAGGCGAGUUGGGACGACUGGUGGGCAAAAGCGGGGUAUUUCACCCCGAACGCGAAAGACGCGAACAACACCCACGAGGACGGCAAAUUUGUGAUGGUGAUUCCCCCACCCAACGUGACCGGCUCUUUGCACUUGGGCCACGCGAUCACCAUCGCGAUCGAAGACGCGCUGACCAGGUGGCACCGUCAGAACGGAAAGCACGUCCUCUGGGUACCGGGCACAGACCACGCGGGCAUCGCGACGCAAUCCGUUGUCGAGAGGAUUUUACUGAAAGAAGAGAACCUGACAAGACACGAUUUGGGGCGGGACGAGUUUUUGAAGAAAGUGUGGCAGUGGAAGGAGAAAUACGGGAACAAAAUCUGCUCGCAGUUGCGAAGACUCGGCGCAUCGGUGGAUUGGACCCGGGAGGCUUUUACGAUGGACGCGAAUUUAACCAACGCGGUGAAGUAUGAAUUGCAGAAGUAUCGUACUCGUAUUGCAAUCAUGCAUUACAAAUGUUCUCUCUAAAGUAAAUUCGCAUUACAAAUUUUAUUUCUCAUGCUGAGGAAAUUUGUAAUGCAUUUAUAACGAGUACGAUACUUUUGCAGUUCAUAUGAAGCACGCUUUUGUGCGGUUUCACGAACAAGGUACAGAUAGUGUUACGAAGAGUUUGUAUCAAAGAAAAAAAGUUCGUCACGAUCACUCAUGCGCAUUCUUGCAAUACAAAAUUGUUUGUCAUACGUAAAAAUGCAUCACAGCCAAACUGCAUUAGGGAUUUCCCUAGUGUUUCUGCAAUACAAGGAAAGUUUGUGGUGCUAAGAAAAUUUGUAAUGCAAAACCUGCAAGUUAGUGACUGUGGCGAACUUUUUUCUCUCCAUAGUUUGGUGGAAAGUUGUAGUAACGUACUCCAUAGUACAAAUACUUGCUCUCCACCCUUGCGGUCGUGUCAGUCUCAUUUCUCGUUGAGAGAGAUGUAUGAUUCGUUUUUCAUUUUCCUUUUUCGCAGCACAGCCACCGAGCAGAUCUUUAGUGGUUGUAGUUGUUACAACUUCGAGUAAUUGCUACGAUAUAUUGUUGCAUGGCAACUACUUUAAAUUACAAUGACCCGCGUACCUGAUAUUUUCUAUCGCGCGGGCGCGGCCAACAUGUUACUGUUUUUAUCAUCUUGAUGGCCUAAGAAUUAUAGAACUACAAGUGACACAGAUAAAAAACACAACAACCCCUUGCCACCUACCAGGUCUCAUCUACCGCGACAAUCGGCUUAUCAACUGGUGCAGUUACCUGCGUACCGCCCUUUCUGAUUUAGAGGUAGACUACGAAGAAAUCACCGGACGAACUUUGAAACCCAUAUGCAUUGCAAAUAUGUCUGGGUCUGGAAUUGGAACUUGUAAUGCAAACUCUGGAACACUAAAUUUGUGUUGCAUGAGCGCCAUGCGCUGCUCAUUUCUUGGUACGCAAGUAAAAAGUUUCUCAUGCGGGACAGCCAUCAAGAAGAGGCGUGCUCAAAACCAGUGAUGCUUUUGCCUGCAUCAGAUUCCAUUUCCGUGAUCCGAAAUAGGCAUGACAAACAAGUGCAUUCUUCCAGACGUCCAGGGAUAUUUGCAGUGGAUAACCCAUCCCGGGCAGCAAAGAUUUGAAAGUGGAGGUCGGCGUGAUGUGCCACUUUAGUUACAAGAUGAAGGACUCGGAGGAGAGAAUCACGGUGGCGACGACGUAUCAAAUGCAAAUAUGUCUGGGCCUGGAAAAGUGAAGCUUGUAUUGCUUGUCUGGCAUUCGUGUAAAAUCUGUGUUGCAUGACCACCAAAAGCACGACUUUUUGCGUCAUGCAAAAACGCAGUUUGUAAUGCGCGCUACGCAUGAAAAAGUGCCCAAAAUAAAUAUUUGUCAUGCUUGGCUGCACUAGGAAGGCUGUUCCAUCAUGACCAUUCAGCAUCACAAGUUUCCAGACCGAGACAUAUUUGGACUCGAUACGACGCGUCUGGAGACCAUGCUUGGCGACACCGCAGUGGCCGUGCAUCCGGAGGAUGAGAGGUAUAAAAAUCUAUGUGCUUAGAAGCUCCUGCAUAGGCCUUUGUUCAUCUGUUCGAGUUCUUGCAGUUGCAUGCAUGACAGACUCGCCUUGUGCUUGUCUUACCCCACGUAAAAAUAGCAUGACAAAUUCAACUGCGCACACCUUCUCAGGUAUAAGCACUUGAUCGGAAAGCCACUGGAGCACCCGUUCUGUCCGGAUCGCAAAAUGACGAUUUUAUCCUGUGCAAAAGCAUCGUCCUCGUACUAAUCGCAGUCAGGCACGACAAAUUUACUUUUCAAGCUAAAUCACCAUGACAAGUUCCAUUUCUCCUGCUGAGCUAAUUUGUAUAGCAAUACUGCGAAGAAGAAGAUGUGCGAUGCUUUUGCAGGGGAUACAUUAUCGCAGACAGCUAUGUGGACAAGGAUUUCGGAACUGGGUGCGUGAAAAUCACCCCGGCGCACGACCAUAACGAUUUCCAAAUGGGGAAAAGACACAACCUGGAAUUCAUCAACAUGCUCAACGACGACGGCACCGUCACCGAGAAGGCCGGCGGGCAGCUCUUCGGGAACAAGCACCGGUAUUUGGUUAUGCAUUGCAAAUAUGUCUGGGUGUGGAAAGUUGGAACUUGUAAUGCUGGUCUUACAUUCCUGUGAGAUCUGUAUUGCAUGACCCACAAAAGAAGUCGAGGCCUCUCUUGUCAUACAAAAACGCAGUUUCGCAUGCGGAGCGCGUAUGAGGAAGUGUUCUGCAACCUUGUCAUGCUCUCCUGCGUGAGGGGGUGCUUUCGUCAUGCACAUUUUAGCAUCACACAUUCCCAGACGCAGAGCCAGACAGAUUUGCAUUCCAUAUUGGUGCGCCGGGAGUUGGAGGAGGAAUUGAAGAAGAAGAAUUUGUGGGUGAAAAAGGAAAACCACGCGAUGUCGCUCGGAUUCUGCUCCCGAUCCGGAGAUGUGAUCGAACCCUUGCUCAAGCCACAGUGGUGGAUGGACUGCAAGAAGCUGGCGGAAGAGUCGGUGAACAAAGUGAAGCAGAACGAGCUGAAAAUCAUCCCGAAAUUUCACGAGUCCACCUGGUUCAAGUGGCUGGACAACAUUCGCGACUGGUGCAUUUCCCGGCAACUCUGGUGGGGUCACCGGAUCCCGGCCUACAAAGUCACCGGGCCGCAAGAGUUGCUGGAUAAGGACGGAAAGGAGAAGUGGUUCGUGGGCCUGUCGUUCGAAGACGCGCUGGCAAAAGCGAAAAAGGAAUUAAACAGCGACAAGGUGCAGCUCGAGCAGGACGAGGACGUGCUGGACACCUGGUUUUCCAGCGGAUUGUUCCCGUUUUCGGUAUUAUUCGAGAUGUUUUUUCGUCAUGCGGAACAACUACUUCCUGUUCCUGUUGCUCUACUUUGUCAUGCUUAAGAAAUCAGGUUAUAUAGGCUGUUAAAUACGACGAGUCCUACAUCUUCGAGUGAAAAACUGAGUUUAGCCAUCGAGCAUGUGUUUGAUAUUGCAUCUGGUGUUCAACAUCUUUUGUAGUUCGCGGAUGACACAAAUGAUUAUACCACAGGUGAUGGGCUGGCCAAACGAGACCGAGGACAUGAAGUCCUUCUUCCCCGGAACUUUGCUCGAAACCGGGCAUGACAUCCUCUUCUUCUGGGUCGCGCGAAUGGUCAUGAUAUCGCGAGGAAAAAUCCCCCCUCCCCAUAUCAAAAAGGAAAUUUGUGAUGCUAAUUUGUGGCCACAAAUCAGCUUUGUCUUGCGUACAAUGCAAACGGCAAACAUGUGGCGCAACAUUGUACAGCGAGUCUGUGAUGCGUUUUCGCCUAUGUGAGACUUGUUUCUCAUGCUCAGCUGCUAACCGGAUGCGUGCCCGAAUGGCUUUAGUAUAAUGCGCCGGCAACCUGCUCUUGCUGCAAGUGCAAACGCAAUACAAAGCUCACUUGUGUACAGAAAUCCAGCAACACAAAUGGUCUUUUGAACAUGGGAUGGGGGGAUUUUCCAUUUCGAUACAUGAUGUCGCUCGGUUUGACCGGCAAAUUGCCCUUCACCACGGUCUACUUGUAUCACUCGCACAUUUAUUGUAUUACUGCCGUAGUAUCAUGUAUCAUCGUAGACGUACAUCAUCUUUGCAUGAGAAAAGCUUUUGCUCUACGACUCAACAGCAUGACAAAGAACACCUGCUCUACUAGUACUCAAGCUGAAGAAAUGCUCGUUGCCACUGGAGGAACUUGUGAUGUAUUUGUUUGUACGACGGACGCCUGGUAAAUAGUAAGUACGGUUCUAAAAAUAGAUUUGUGUUGCAUAAGUCGCACGCCAUGGUACGGGACAAAAAUGGGGAGAAAAUGAGCAAAUCCAAGGGAAACGUCAUCGACCCGUUGGAGGUAUUAUAACAUACUCAAAAUGGUGUCAGUCGCAGUGCUAUCUGCAUAAAGGCAAACUGAAAUUCGCCCAUUCUAUAGUUCACUGCUGACGGCGUCGCAUGAGGAGGAUGCAAAAAUCAGUUGUCGAUAGAGUACAAAACGAAAACCUGUGAAACGACAAGAAAAUCCAAAUCCAGCGAAAGAGGAAGAGCUGCGUUUGCGUAGCAAGGGAAAAUAAAUUUGAAACAAUUCAAAACAACAAAGGUAAUCGACGGCGCCACACUUGAGUCGCUGCACGACAAGGUAUAUCCUGUGCAAAAGUAUCGUACUACUCGUAGUAAUCGCAGUCAUGCAUUACAAAUCUCGAUAUCAAGGCAAAACAGCAUGACAAACUUCAUUUCUCAUGCUGCGUGAAUUUGUAAUGCGAUUUCUACUAGUACGAUACUUUUGCAAUCCAUAAGGUAAAGUCCGGCAACCUGCCCCCCUCCGAGGUAAACAAAGCCAUCCUUUCGCAGCAGAAAGACUUUCCGGAGGGCAUCUAUGGGAGUGUCAGGAUCGAAAUCGUCAGAGUUGAAAUAAUUUGCGACGCAUAAGACGGAUACCAGUAGGCGCCUAGUUAUUUUCAAGUGGCGCAUGACAAAUCCUGGUGGUGUCUAUUAAAUCCAGUUUGUAAUGCUGUUUGGGUACUAAGGAAGACGCCUUUUGUCAUGCUAUUGUAGCAGCUCUAUUUUUACCCCUCAACAGGCUUACAAUCUGCCUCCCUUGCGUACUCUGCAAGACAGGCACUCUGUGGGUUGCAUUUUAUGCAUCACAAAGAACUAUUUCAACUUUGACAAUUUCAAUCCUGACGCUUCCAUAGCAUUCCUUCGUGCGGCGCCGACGCGUUGAGACUCGGCCUCCUUGCCUACACCGCACAGGGCCGAAACGUGAACUUGGAUAUCCAGCGCGUGGUUGGGUACCGACAAUUUUGCAACAAGCUCUGGAACGCGACCAAGUUUGCCUUGCAAAACCUAAAGCUGAACGAGGAAGGCACGGAAAUGCACAAGUACCCCGGCUUCUUGAAUCCCAAGCACAAGCUGAAAUUGGAGGACAAAUGGAUUCUGUCCCGCCUCAACCACGCCUGUGUGAAGAUGGACCAGAGCUUUAAGAAAUACGAGUUCUCUAUCAAAUGCAAAUACAUAAUCUGGGUCUGGAAGAAUGCAACUUGUGAUGCUGUCUCUGCAUUCUAAAAACAUCUGUAUUUCAUGACCAGCAAAGGGAGUUUACUUCGUGCUAUAUGGAGACGGUGUUUCUCAUGCGGAAUAGGCAUGAGGAAGCCCUUCAGAAGUCUGUGAUGCUAGGCCCAUGUAAAAUUUGCAUGACAAGUCUUGCAUUCUUCCAGACCCAGACACGUUUGCAUUCCAUAUUCUCCGAGGGGGUAUCCACCAUAUACGAUUUCUGGCUGAAGGAAUUGUGUGACGUAUACCUGGAGUUACUGAAGCCGCGUCUUUACGGGCAGGACUCGAAAGAGGAGGAUAAAAACAUCGCCCGGGACGUGCUCUACACCUGUCUGGACCAAGGGCUUCGGUUGCUGCACCCGAUGCUGUAUCGAUUGCAAAAGUACUGUCGUGUGUCCGGUACGUAGUGAUAGAAGUGGAAGUGAUUUUAUUAUUCGCAUUUACAAAUUAUAAUUAAAAUUUGCAGUGCAGGAGCAUGACAAAUUCAAACGAAAUUUGUCAUUCUGAUGUAGACUCGUGUUAGUGUUAGUGAUGUUAGUGUUAGUGUUAGAAAAGCGACUUUUGCAUGAUUCGGAGGAUCACUUCGGUACUACGAGUAUGGCUUCAACAUGAUCCUUUUGCAAUGCAUACACCGCCGUUCGUAACAGAGGAGCUUUACCAGAGACUACCGAGCAACCCGAAUAAAUACGAGUCGAUUGUGGUGGCAAGGUAUAAAAAUUUGGACUACUACUUGAAGAUGGUCGCACAUGAAAGAUUUGUGGUCGUGGCUAAGUAUGAAUGUGGUUCGACCACGUAUCAGCACAGCUAAAUCAUGCUGCAGUUAUCAUGAUCUGUUACACCUUCAUCCACAGAUCAAUAUGCUUGAGAAAUAUGAAAUCGAAAACUCUCGUUCAUGAAACCACAUGACAACAUUCGAGAAUUUGUCAUGCGAAACCACAUGACAAACGACAGCUACCCCCUGGGCACGAAGUCUUGGCAGAACGAAGCGGCUGAUAUGAAAGCCUCAGAAUGGAAAGUCUCAAAGUGGAAAUAAUUUGUGAUGCAUGAAAUGCGACAUCAAAAAGACUGUAUUGCAGAGAACGCAAUGUGGGGGCUGACUGUUGUCCUUCUACGGGUUCAGAAUUGGAGUGCUGUUACUUAGCAUGAAAGAAACGCACCCCUGUGCCUAACACGCAUGACAGACACGGUUUGAGUGACCGGGAAUAAAUUUGUCAUGCGCCGACUAGAAAUGGUGCUUCAACUGGCUUCGUGUUUUUGCAUUACAAAUCAUUUCCACUUUGAGGAUUUCCAACCUGAGGCUGUCAUAGCUGAGGCACAGAUGAAAGAGUGCAUGGACGUUGUAUCAGAGGUCCGGUUAUCCUGUGCAAAAGCAUCGUACUCGUAUUGCAAUCAUGCAUUACAAAUCUUUUUCUUGAGAUAAAUCAGCAUUACAAAUUUUAUUUCUCAUGCUGAGAAAAUUUGUAAUGCAUUUAUACGAGUACGAUACUUUUGCACAGCAUAUCGGUCAAGCAAGGCCGCGCUUCUCAUUCCGCAGAAACAGCCGAUUGCAUACGUGGUGUCAAACACGAAGGAGAAGCCGUUCGACGAGGAGGCGUUGUUUGUCGUGAAAACGCUCGGCAAGGUAUAGAGACUACGCGAUAGACUUACGACUUUUUCAUCCUAAUACGUCUAUCUGGAAAAAUGAAGAACUUCCGGAAAAAAAUAAAUGCGAAACGGAAUGUGAUAUGUUCAGUUCAUCUUCUUGACCCGGGAGGUAGAAGCGGAACUGAUAGACAGAAGAAGCUGCGACGGUGUCAGAUGCAUCAGCCGCACGCCAAUCAAUCACUAGGGGCAGCAACAGUGGCACGCUUUUGCUAGCAUCAUCUGUAGUGCGCAACUAUGGCAAUCAGUCGCAACGCUAAAAAACGAAAACCCACAACAAUAAUCACCAGGUUUCCUCCGCCACCAAUGUGGACGCCGCGCCGAAGGGCACGCUGGCUUCUUUGGUGAACCUCCAGGUGCAAAUUUCGCUCGACGUCAAGGAUAUGGUCGAUCUGAAGCAGCACUCGCAAAAGUUGGACAAGAAAUUGAAGGAAAAACAGCAAAGGUACGACCAGGCCAUGAAAAAGACCCAGGUGCCGAACUACGACGAAAAAACACCACAGGAAAUCAAGGACAAAAACAACGAGGAGAUCGAAAAACGCAAGAUCGAAAUCGCCGAAAUCGAGAAGGAAAUUGCGAAUUGCUUGAACGCGAUCGCGUAAAGUACUUCUUCUUCUUCUUCUUCUGUGCGAGCUGGAAAUAGUAGGUGCAGUACAAGGUUGUCAGGUGGACAACUAGCUGCAUUUUCAGCGGGGGGCCAGGGACUCCUAGAUUUCGGCUAUAGAAGUUGUACCAAACAGAAAGAGAAACAAACGUGUGUACAUCAUCAUCAUCAACACUUUAUUUUGUAAAUCCUCUUCAGGGAAUAUUUUUAUGGUUCUACUGACGUCCUCCUCCUCGUUGACCUCAAUUUUUUGAGGAAUUGGAACACGAAAACUACGCAUGGAGGUCGACGUGUGAGAUAAAGCAAAACCUCCUUAAAGAACAGUAGAACUGUGGUCACUGUAGAAGAAAAAGUGAAGAGCGGAACCAAAAAGUCGAACACUCCUGUUCUCUUUACUGAGAACAUCUGGCAAGAUGAAC
Amoebophrya sp. A120 is the source of this 9233-nucleotide messenger RNA. The record is from the annotation of a GenBank genome assembly. NCBI's taxonomy places the organism in Eukaryota, Dinophyceae, Syndiniales, Amoebophryaceae.